Messenger RNA from Eptesicus fuscus (big brown bat), 675 nucleotides. RefSeq names its product UL-16 binding protein 5-like. The transcript is spliced from 4 exons. Lineage: Eukaryota; Metazoa; Chordata; Mammalia; Chiroptera; Vespertilionidae. The record is from RefSeq and is a predicted model, not a curated record. Gene Ontology annotation, cellular component: external side of plasma membrane. Gene Ontology annotation, biological process: positive regulation of T cell mediated cytotoxicity; antigen processing and presentation of endogenous peptide antigen via MHC class I via ER pathway, TAP-independent; antigen processing and presentation of endogenous peptide antigen via MHC class Ib. The annotation marks the transcript as partial.
AUGGAGCGGUCGGUGGGGCUCAGCCCCGUCUUCCUGCUCUGGCUUCUGCUGUGGGAACCGGCUGCUUCCCGCUGUGCUCGCUCUCUGGUCUAUAAAUUCACACUCACUCCUAAUGAACAAGCAUGGUGUGAAAUUCAAGGCCAGGCCAAUGGAAACACAUUUCUUCAUUAUACCUGUGGUAGUAACAAGGUCACUCUCAUCAGUGUUCCGGAGAUGAAUGCCACACAGGCCUGGAAUCAGCAGAGAGACACUCUGCAAUACGUGAUGGACGAGCUCAGGAAAACCCUGCUGAACAAUAAACCAAAGAUUCCUGCAACCAGCCAUCCUCUCUCCCUACAGGGCAGCAUGAUGUGUAAGGAGGAAUCCAGUGGACCUACCAGCGCAUCCAUAGAGUUUGGAUCGGAUGGACAGAUAUCUCUCUACUUAGACUCAAAGAAAGAAAACUGGACAGUGUUGCAUGGUGAAGGCAGACUGUUACAUAAAACAUUUUCGAGUGACAGAGAUAUGACCCAUCUCCUUGUUAAGACCUCAGCUGGAGACUGUAAGAAGUGGCUUGAACAAGUUUUGUGUCUCCAGGAUGAAAUUCUGAACACAACAGCUGCAUCACCCACUGCCACAGCCACAGUUCCGCCCAAGGCCAACAUGCCCAUCGUUUUAAUCCUCUCCAUCAUCAUC